This is a messenger RNA of Ruditapes philippinarum (Manila clam), 1231 nucleotides long. RefSeq lists its product as uncharacterized. The transcript is spliced from 9 exons. The coding region runs from base 20 to 1231 and encodes 403 amino acids. Lineage: Eukaryota; Metazoa; Mollusca; Bivalvia; Venerida; Veneridae. The record is from RefSeq and is a predicted model, not a curated record.
CUUGUUGUUUGGAUUUGAGAUGGAAGGAUAUAAAGUUUUUCUUUCUACGGUCAUUGCAGUAUAUAUUGUGCUACCAUUUCGCGGGGAUACGAAGCUAAUGGUGGAACCUGACUUUGUAAGCUCCUGGUAUUAUAUGAAAGCCCAAGCUGGCACUAAGACGACAUUAGUAUCCAUUGAGCAUGGCCUUGGAGAAACACCUUUGCUUGUUGACGUGCAAGUUCGUGAUGAACAUGACGUUGUUUUUCCAGGGUCAGGUUGCCGUGCUAGAGAUGAUGAUCAACCAGAAGGAUACGGUGGAAUAAUUUACAUUUACAACGAUGUAUACAUUGAAAUCAGUUCUCCGAUACAAUCGGAUGGACAUAUUGGCCGUUGUGUAUACACAGGACAAUUACCAUACUGGAAUGGACCAUAUGAUCUAGACUCUUAUUUCGCUCAUGUCAGAGCUCGAGCUUGGAAAAAAUCGUCCCUGCCUCCCGCAGAUUUCGUAAAGACAGGACAAUUCAUAUCUGCAGCUCAGGACAACUAUUUUGAGGAAUCCCAUGGCCUAGGUGAUUAUCCUUCAUUGGUGAUAUCAAGAACUAAGUUUCCAUCGUCUACGGAAACAUAUCCUGAUUACUAUUCUGAUUCUGUUGGUUCUUCAUUGGGAAUGUAUGACAGCAACUCAACUCAGAACGCUUUUGUUGUGUACGGAUUUAGCAAUGAAACUAUUAGAGUUUGGGCACCGACGUCUGAAGCUGAUUAUGUAUUCGCUGGCAUAGAUGGUUGGAAUUUUGAUGCUGUUAAGAAUGGAACUUUGGAAUUGUAUGCAUGGAGGAAUUCAUCGUUAACUACGUCGUCUACAUAUCAAACUACGUUUCCUCUUGGUCUAAAUCUAAGAAUAAGAAAAAUCGAUAUCAAUAGAAGUUUUGUUAAAGCUUGGGUUCAAGCAACAUCUGGAGUAAAUUCAGGUUUCCGGUUUGUUGGUAAUGGAAAUUCGGCUUACGACGAGGUUAAAACGGCCGCUGGUUGUAGCUAUGGUGGACUUGUUUACGCAUAUGAUAACUAUGAUAUAUACUGUUGGCAGCCUGGUCCAGGAAGCGGGACAUCUAAUGGUGCUUUGAUUUGUAUAGCAAAUGGAAUGGGAGGAGGAAAAAAUGUUCAAGCCAGUAACGACGGCGUUAUUGUAGCUCAUUUAUGGGAUCUAGCGUUAAGUAGAAUAUACUGUCAGCGAGAUAAAGAAAGUAAUGAUUGA